Nothoprocta perdicaria is the source of this 2472-nucleotide messenger RNA. Its product is annotated as alpha-1-antiproteinase F-like. The record is from RefSeq and is a predicted model, not a curated record. Gene Ontology annotation, biological process: negative regulation of endopeptidase activity. The coding region runs from base 315 to 1556 and encodes 413 amino acids. Gene Ontology annotation, molecular function: serine-type endopeptidase inhibitor activity. NCBI's taxonomy places the organism in Eukaryota, Metazoa, Chordata, Aves, Tinamiformes, Tinamidae. The transcript has 8 exons.
UUGGCAAAGAGCUACACAAUGAAUGAGAUACCUGCUUUUAGAUCAGACCUCUGGACCCCAGCCAGCUUUCUGCUGAGCUGGUUGGCAGGACACAGGAGUUGGAUAUGCAAGAGUCUGAACAAUCUGCUGCUUUCCAUGGCCUCCCCCAGGUAAAAGAAACUUCAGCUUUUUCCAACAGGAAGAGGGUAGCUGAGAUCUGGAAGUCAUGUCUGGAACAUUCUGCAAGGAAAAUAGCAGCAUAAACAACUGAGCAAGGACUUGUGCGGACUUGGUGAACACAGCAGGACCCUUUUGAUUUUACAAGUUAUAGAAACAUGAAGCUGUUGUUUUACCUGUGUCUUUUAAUUAUUGGGAUUCAUUCUGAAAGUUAUUACUAUGAGCGUUAUCAACAAGGUGCAAGGAACCAGAAUCAAAGAGGCCCAGGAAACCAAAAUAUGCUACAGCAACCUAUAGGGAAGAGUGUUUGUCGUUUUGCCUGUUGUUUCUACAAAGAGAUUUCUUCUCGUGAAAAAAAUGGGAAUAUUUUCUUUUCUCCUUUGAGCAUCUCCACUGCUCUUGCGAUGCUGACUCUGGGUGCUAGGUCAGACACUCUGACACAGCUUCUCAGGGUCCUUAACCUUAAUCCACGUGAUAUUUCUGAAAACAACGUACAGGAAGGUUUUCGUCAAGUCAUGCAAAUGCUAAACAGAAGAAAUAAAGAGUUACAGGUGAAUAUGGGAAAUGUGCUGUUUGUACUUGAGCAACUGAAACCACAAAAUCGAUUUUUAAAUAAUCUCAGAAACUUUUAUGAAGGAGAAGUUUAUCCUAUGAACUUCAAGAAGGCUGAUCAAGCCCAGGUGAAGAUCAAUGAAUAUGUAGCAGAAAGAACCAAUGGGAAAAUCAAGGACCUCAUAAGUAACCUUGAUCCACUUACUGAACUUCUCCUCAUUAGCUAUAUUUAUUUUAACGCUGAGUGGGAAAAACCCUUUGAUCCAAAAUACACUAAAAAGGAGAAAUUCUUUAUGGAUGGGAAUAAGGUUAUUCAAGUCCCGAUGAUGUUUGGAAUGGGCCUGUUCAAGCAUGGCUAUGAUGAACAACUGUCUUCCACUGUGUUACAAAUGGAUUAUAAAGGAGGUGCUACAGCCUUUUUUAUUCUGCCUGAUCAAGGAAAAAUGAAGAAAUUGGAAAAAAGAUUGUCCUGUGCACGUAUGUCAAGAUGGAAGACAUUAGUCUCAAAAAGCUCAGCAAAUGUGUAUCUUCCAAAAUUCACUAUUUAUGGGAAGUAUAAUCUAAAAAAUGUGUUAUAUAAAAUGGGCGUUGUGGAUGUAUUCACUGAUAAGGCUGACCUCUCUGGCAUCACUGGACAGCCACAGCACAGAGUUUCCCAGGCUAUUCAUAAGGCUGUGGUAAAGGUGGAUGAGACUGGCACCGAAGCCGCAGCUGCCACAGGCAUGGAAAUAGUGCCCAUGUCCGUUCCUGCUACCAUUACAUUCAACAGGCCCUUCCUAACGAUCAUAACUAUGGAUAACUCUAUAUUGUUCAUGGGAAAAAUUGUGAAUCCCCUGAAAAAAGAUUAAGUUGAUAUACUUGUUAGGUAUGCAGCGAUCACCACUUUUAAACACAGUUCGACCUAAUGAGUAUAGCAUGACUACAGAGGGCUCUCCAUCUGUUAAUCUAUGAUAUUCAGUGUUUUAUUUUUUAAAAAUGAGACUCUUCAUCAAUUGCAUGUUUUUGGGGGCCUUCUAUUUUUAUUUUUUAAAGAGGUUUGCAUUCAGGCAAAAUUGUCAUUAAAUCUAGGACAAAAUAGAUAUAUAUGCGUAAUACUGACAGCAUAGACGCAUCUUCUAGCAGGAAAGAUGGGGAGCAUGUGGGUGGAGAGAAUUUUGUAAACCUGUUUCUUCCUUCACCUCUCUUUGUAUUGACUGACAAAUGGGUACAAGUUAUGGCACUGUGCUACUUGUCUCCAUUUUCCUACCAUCAUGAAGUUCAAAUCUAGCACAGUGCUUAACACACGUAAUGCUUACUGCCUGGUAUAUACCAUCGCUGUCCAGUGAGUCUGAUAUAUCCCUGCCUUUCAGCUGUUGCACUAUCCAGGCUGCUGCAAAAGGAUUUAAAGAAGGUGCAUUUUUUCCCCCCUAUAGAUAUAUACUGGCCUCUACAUUACAGUCCAAAAGCUUUUCAGGGCAGACAUGUCAGAAUUGGAUCUAAGAAAGGAAGAAGUAGAUCAGAUCUUUGCAAUUCAGAUCUCUGAAAUAGGCCUCUGUAAAUCAGAUACACAGCUUAGAGCAGCCAAAGGAUGACCCUUAGCCUAUGCCAAUCCCUGAAGCAGCUUCUAGAAGAUGCCAAGCAGCAGAAAACAUCAACCAUCUUCUCUUUGUGAUAGUGCUUGUACAUUACCUCUCAGCGCUGGGAGAGCACUUGCAGCAGCAGUAAGCACCAAUCCAGUAUUUUUAUGGGAUUUUUGUGUACUUAUAUCCCAUCUCUGACAUUUAC